This is a messenger RNA of Anastrepha obliqua, 1623 nucleotides long. RefSeq lists its product as uncharacterized. Lineage: Eukaryota; Metazoa; Arthropoda; Insecta; Diptera; Tephritidae. The record is from RefSeq and is a predicted model, not a curated record. Gene Ontology annotation, biological process: fatty-acyl-CoA biosynthetic process; long-chain fatty acid metabolic process. The transcript has 4 exons. Bases 1 to 1623 code for a protein of 540 amino acids. Gene Ontology annotation, molecular function: long-chain fatty acid-CoA ligase activity.
AUGCUUUCCGAAACUACGUACGAUAGUGAAAACAACAUUUGGAAGAGCGAUCAAUUGGAGCGGACAUUCAAUGCAAACAAGUCGAUAGGCGAUCAUGCUUUGUAUAUGUUGCGUAGCAAGCCAGCUAAUUUGGUAUGCCAGAUUUCCGACUCUGAGGGCUCUGAACUCACCUAUGGCACAGCGUGUUCGUAUGCCAUUAGUGUGGCAGCACAUCUUAGCAAUGCAGGGCUAGGCUGUGAUGAUGUCGUGGGUAUUGUCUCUUAUAAUACAACACUACUAAUGCCUGUACUGGUGGGUUGUUGGAUAAAUGGAACACCCUUUAAUGCGCUACAUCCCAUACACGAAGAAGACGUAAUCAGGCAGCUUUUUGCUCUGACCAGACCAAAGAUAAUUUUUUGCGAUGGUUUGUGCUUUCAGAAGGUACAGAAUGCCACAAAGACCUUUGACGUAUCAAUAUACACUCUGUGUAAUCACUUGGAGGGUGUGCCACGGGUGCAAAAAAUACUGCAACCAGUACCGUUUGAAGAGUUUUAUCAAGCGGUGCCACUCAAAUAUGGACCCACCCAGACAAUGGCUAUUACACCCACUUCUGGUACGACAGGGAUACCGAAAGGGGCCUGCAUAUCAAACGCCAAACUUAUGGUCGAUCUCCGUUUAUGCAACGGUUCAUCAGUAACAUUUUCCUUCGCCUCAGCCGAUUGGGGUACUGGCGUUUUGACGAUGAUUGUGAAUAUAUUGUGCGGUGGUAUUCGUAUCAUAACAACAACACCCUACUCACCGGAAUACCUUUUGCAAAUCAUUAGAAAGCACAAAGUUACAUUUCUCAUUGGUUCGCCCAUUCAACUGGGUUUACUCUCGCAGUUACCGCAAUACACUGAGGAUGCAAUGGCUGGAGUACGUCUAAUUUUAAUGACAGGUGGCCAUGCACUGCCUUCCGUACAAUCACGUUUACGCGCUAAGCUACCGAACUGUAUACUAAUGAACUCGUACGGCACCUCCGAAAUUGGUGGUAUAUCAGUGAACUAUCUAGAUUAUAAAACUGAGAGCGUUGGGAAACUGAUUGCAGGCGUGCAGAUAAAGAUUGUCGAUGCCGGAUCAGGUCACCGAAAGAGAUUAUUGGGACCCAAUGAGAGAGGUGAGAUUUGGGUUCGCGGUUGCGACAACUGGCCUGGCUAUUAUGGCAACCCUGUUGCGACGGCUGACACCAUGGAUGCCGAAGGUUGGAUCAAUACCGGCGACGUGGGUUACAUGGACGAUGAAUGCUAUCUAUAUUUAGUCGAUCGCAGUAAGGAAGUAUUGAAAUAUAUGAGUUUCCACUAUUCCCCGCAUGAGAUCGAAGAGACUGUGUCACUUUUACCAGAUGUGCAGGAUGUGUGCGUAUUUGGCGUUUACGAUGAGCGAGCGAUGGAUUUAGCUGCUGCUGCUGUGGUGCUACGGCCAGGUAGUGUUCUCACCGAAGCGGAUAUUGUAAAGUUUGUGGCAGAGAAGCAAGAAGUGAAGCAUAAACAUAUCAAUUAUGGCGUAUUUUUUGUAGAUGCGAUAGCAAGAAAUUCUAAUGGGAAAGUAAUGCGUGCAAAAAUGAAAGAAAUAUGUUUGAAAAUGGAGCAAGAGAUAAGGAAAUGA